This is a messenger RNA of Caenorhabditis briggsae, 3258 nucleotides long. Gene Ontology annotation, cellular component: WASH complex; endosome. Gene Ontology annotation, biological process: endosomal transport; endosome organization. Bases 1 to 3258 code for a protein of 1085 amino acids. The transcript has 9 exons. NCBI's taxonomy places the organism in Eukaryota, Metazoa, Nematoda, Chromadorea, Rhabditida, Rhabditidae. The record is from RefSeq and is a predicted model, not a curated record.
AUGGAAGAACCAACUACACAGCAGGCAAUGAAGGCAAAGGAACUAGUGAGAAAGGAGCAGGAGGAUCUAAUGGAGGAACUGUCACAAAUGGUUUUUGCAAAUGGUGGUGGAUCCUCUCAGAAUACAGAAAAUUCAUUUGUACUUUUGGACGAAGAAAACCAACAUACGAAUGUCUCCUCCCUGAUCAACUGUGAGCACAAAUUCAUUGAAGCCUACAUAGCUGCACUCGGGGAUGCCUACCAGAAAUCUAGAAAAAGAGUCGUUGAACAACAGAAAUUUAUGUCCAAUUUCUACUUAUUGGUCACUUCUGAAGAGCCACUGAUUGAUAGUGAUGGCGAGAGACUGGCAAAAACAUCCUGCUAUAUAUCAGCCAUGUAUAAAAACUUGGUCCAACUCAAAAACGACGUCACAACUAUGUUUGAAGCGAUUCGGCAGAUCAAAAGUGAAGGAAACUCCAACGUCUUCCAACUGCACAACUCCUUUGGAUUUCAGAGGAUUUGGAGACAAGCAGCAGAAGUGAUGUAUAUGUUUGUUGCUGUUGAUCAUAUUGCUAACACUUUCCCGAAUCUUGGAAAACAAUUGGCACAGUAUCAACUGAAGCUUCGACAAAAAAUUAACAAUGAAGGAACUGUGGAAGAGAAAAUGAAAUAUACGGAAAAUGGAAUUGCACAAGAGGAAGCACACAAAAUGAUAAUGCAAGGAGGUUUCUUUAGGGCCUACUACGAAUCCAACAGUGGAGAAAUCGACAAAUGUCCAAUAUUCGCUAGAGAAAUGGCUCUCGCUCUUCAAGAAAUGCUAGAGAACUGGGAGAAAUCCUUUAAAGAUUCUGGAAAAUCCGAUGAUCGACUAUUCUGUAGAAUCACCGCCAUGACAGUCUUCUACUACCACCACUUUUACAAUUUUGUCGAUUUAUCAUUUAUCAAAAAAGUGGUUCAUGCAGCCAAGAAGGUUCCAUUCUGUCGAUGGAUUGCUGAGGAAAUUUUUGUUCCGCUGGAAUUUCUUCGAUUUGAAAUUUCCAGCAAAAAAGUUUUCGAUGGGAAAUUAGUCACUCAUUGCAAGAAGAUGGUAGAAGACGCCAGGAAUUAUGGAAAAGGUCAAGAAUUGGAAUUGGUGAAGGAAAUUAAAACGUAUUGUCAGUAUGCAGUCACUUGGACAGAAGAAUUUAAAUCAAAGAAAAGGGAGAUGGAUCGAGGACCGAAAAAUCUUGCACAAUGGGGAUUAGAUGUCUCUGAACUAUUCUUGAAACUCAUUCGAAUUCUCAAUCAUCUCGUUCGCAAUUUUUUCCUUCUCAUUCGAUCCAUUAGAAGCGAAGAAGAAUUUCAUGUUCUCAAAAUGGAUAAGACCACUCAAAUCACAAUUUGCACAACAAUCGAAACAAUCAAAAUUGUUGAAAAUGUUGUUUUGAAACACUGGCGAAUUGUAGACGAAGGUGCUUUUUUGGCGAGACAGCAGUGGAGGAAACACUUGCUUCGAAUUAUGGAAGAUGCUAAGAAAUCGUAUGUUGGUUCGAAGAACAAGAUCAAAGUGGAAGAGAUUGCAAAGUUGAGCCUGUUCCAUAUUGCUGAAUCACAACUGGUUGGAGAAAUCAAAAGAGGAGAAAAAACCAAAGUUUGCUUCCAGUGCGGCAAUGCGAGAUCGCUUGUGAAUAGAGGGAUCAUGAACCCAUCCAAAAAUCUCGCUUUCAACCUAGCCUACGAAUUCGGUCGAUUGGAUCUUCAUGUUUCUGGUUCUGACAAACAACAAGUUCAAGAUUUGAUGAGCCGUCUGGACACUUCAACUGUCCACGUGGUCUUCUGGAACGAGCUGCCUAUACUGGACCUUCCAUUACAGGUUUUACGGUAUGUAAAUUCUAUGAAUAAAAAUUCCAGCGAGCGGAGUAGAAUACCAGAACAAGAGCAGCUCUAUGUGGAAUACUUGCUCAGGAACAUUAAACGAUUGCAACUGGCGGAUUAUGUCAUUUCGAUCGCUGAUGAAAUGCCAGAACUUCUGCAGGCUAUGUGGUAUCAAUUAGAAACUUUAGCUCCACACAAUGCCAAGAUGUACACACAAAUGUUUCAAUUAGCGGAGAUGAAAUACGGAAUGAAAAUGCUUGAUACUCAACUCCCUCAAGUUGGCAUUGAUGAAAGUGUGGUGUUGAUGGAUCUUCUUCGAAAUUUCCCUCACUUUGUUGCCAAUUACUGUCUUAGUAUGCAGAAUCAAAUGUUCAUUGAGAAGUCAUCCGUUGCCAAACAACUUCGACUUAUUCGUCUAGAGGAUCUGGGAAAGGCCCUACGGCAACAUGGAAUUGGAAUAGUACCAACUGCAGUGAACGCGGCUUAUCAACUGAUUCGUCACAAGAUGCAAACCGUCUUCAGUUUUCUUGCAGAAGACACUGUCCGUCAUCAAGUUCUCAAAUAUCUUCAGAAGAUGGAGGAAAAUGAAACCAAAAAAUCGGCAAUGUACAAAGUGGAAUGGGCGGAGUCUGUUGUCCAGGCUCUCGGACAACAGAACAGAACAAAAGGAGUAUUAUCUACGACACCAACACCAAGUGAAUUUGGGGAAAUGACGGAUGAUGGAUCUACGGAUCAGAUUCAUGCGACACAUUUUGACAAAUUCCGUCAGAUUAUUACCCAAAUCGGAAAUGCCAUCUCAUUCAUCAGAUUGUUGUGCCAAGCUGCCGAGGAGAAUGAAAUCGAUCAUUUGGAAUUGUUUCCAUCCAUCAAAAAACACAUGGAAGAUUUAGAAUCUUCUUCGGGGAUCCCUUCUGAUAAAAGUGCCUAUCGUCUAGGCUUAAUCAAAAACAUGUUCGAACGAAUUUCAAAUCAAGGAGAUUUCGUUGGUCUUAUGAUUCUCGAGUUCAAAUCGCUGCUUCUAAACAAUAGUUUGAGUCAAGAACGAAUCGAAGUUCUCGACUACUUCCAUGGAGUUCUUCCAGCGUUGUUUUUGUCCCAAAUGAAUUAUUCCACUGCUCAUGAGAAUCGAAUUAAGAAGGUGUUCGCUUUGAAUCAGCACAGAAAUUUAGUGGUUUGUGAUGAUGGACUCGGAGCUGGAUGUGCGUUUCUGUUGCAUGUUAUGGACGGAUGGGAUGCUUACGAUAAUUUGAAUUGGUUCGAAUCUUUCGUGAAUGAGAAAGAAGACGAGCUAAAACUUCUCAAAAGAUCCGGCACUCUAUCUCGAGCUGACGAACUCCGAUGUGAACGUCUUCGCCACGAACAUGAAGUCUUCUGUAGAAUGAAUCACAACUUUUCCAUUCAAAAUGCCGUUUUCCAGAGAAAAUAA